Molecule: messenger RNA, 471 nt
Organism: Trichoplax adhaerens
Lineage: Eukaryota; Metazoa; Placozoa; Uniplacotomia; Trichoplacea; Trichoplacidae
Exons: 3
Coding region: 1-471 (156 amino acids)
Source: RefSeq, a predicted model, not a curated record
AUGCUGGCUCAUGUUUUAUCUGCCAUAUCGGCCAACAGCAAUACUUCCAUGACAUUUAAGGAUUUGAAUGUUUUAGCUAAUUCUAUUGUACCUAAUAGAACUUGUAGCAGUUCCUGUUCAAACUGCUCCGCUGCAUCGUAUACCUUCAAUGCUCUCAAUUUAAAUCAUGCUAGUGCGAUCGAUGGCCAUCUGUUUGCUAACGCUUCUGUCAUCAUCGCGUAUAGCAUGAUCCAUAUUGGUUGGAAUCGUGUUUGCAACAAAACGACUAAUGAUAAACCAGGCGACUAUGAUUACCACUUAGAACAGGUUCUACAUCAUUUUGGCAAUGAAACAGCGAAGGGGAUGAAUGAAAAUGGGAUUGUUAAACUACUGAAAGAAGUAAAUGAAGAAUAUGGAUCUUCACAUCCAGCCACCAACGGGCGUAAGAUGGAUAAUAAUUUUACGGAUGACAAUAAGAAUGAUUCUCCUUAA